Phytomonas sp. Hart1 is the source of this 1788-nucleotide messenger RNA. The record is from the annotation of a GenBank genome assembly. Lineage: Eukaryota; Euglenozoa; Kinetoplastea; Trypanosomatida; Trypanosomatidae.
AUGGAUACCUACGAAGCAUCUCACUCGCACAGUGGGCUGACAACGGGGAACAACAGCUGUCUCGAUGAUAUGCCUACUCUUGUUGUGGAAGGUAACACUCAGGAGGUUGAAGUGCGUGAUCCCUUAAUAACCAGCGUAAUCGAGCAUUGGGAGGGCUCUGCAAAUCUCUCAACCACUUCUCUCCAGGAAAACACUGCUGUAAAGAGUGGUUUGAUCACGACGCCGUCUGCCAUAGAACGUAGCUCUGAGAAACAAGGGGAGGAUUGGUUUCUGUCAGGUCCGCGAAUGGAGCCGCAACAACCAGUCCGGUUAAGCUCCAACAGCAAUCUCACCCAAUGGAGACAUAGUGCCCUGAGUCGGAUGCUGAAAAACGAUGUGUACGGCCCCGAAGUGAAGGAAGGCUGGCGGAUAUGGACGCGGGCCUGCAAGGAGGGCCUGAGCCGUCCUCUUAUUAUCAACUCUAUCGAUGAGAUCGUGCACUUUUGUGGGUGCUCGCGCAACGCCUUUUACAGCGCAGUGGCCUACCUCGACCGCUUUGUCGCCCUCGCGACGGACCCUGUUCUGAGCUGCCGGGAUUUCCUCAAACGCAUCCUGCAGGGCCGCUCCGGCGCCUCCGCCACGCUGCACCCGACCUUUACCAUCGACUACCAAACCCUCUGCACCUACCUCACCCAAGUCAUCGCAGCUUGUGCGAUGCUGGGGUGCAAAUUUGUGGAGACCUACCCACCGCGGGUCAAUAAAGUCUUAAUGUGUUUGCAGGCGGAAUCCCGCCUAUCCCAAGGGGACUUUUGGAUGCUUGAGAUUCACGUCCUGUCGACGCUGCGAUACCAAAUGCAGCCCGUCACCACUAAUGAACUCGUAGAGACACUGUUAUGCUUUGGGGGCGGGGACGGGCUGGAGCGAGAGUGUAGUGUGGAGUACUACACCCAUCUUCUCCAUGGCCGCGCCCGAAGCGAGCCCCACCUUGCUCCACAGGUCUACAAACGCAUCCUACAACACCGCGAGUGCGCCUCGCGAUAUGCGGCUACCGAAAGUUCAGUGACGGAAAUCCCCCGCUCGCCCAUAUCGGGGGGGUCCCCCCUUAGUACUCCAUCCUACCGCUCGAAAUGGCACCAGCUUUGCAUGCUCGCGCGGUUCAUCUGCGAUAUGAUGAUUCGUGGAUCCCCAACGGCCUCGGCGAGCCCCAGCGCGAGCUCGGACCUGAGCUGUUUUCUGGACGUCCCGCCGGCGCUCUCGGCGGUGGCGAUCGUCGUCGUAACCGCCGAGGUGCUUCGCACCCCACUCCCGGUGCCUCUUUUUUCUCUCCUUCCGUCCUCUUAUCAGGCGCAGCUUCAGCGGUACGGCCUGAACCCCGCGACCCGGACCUUUCCUAUCCAAACCGGCGAGUCCGGCGCCGCGGCAAACGACCACUCGGUCUCUGGAAACGAUCAAUCGGGCGGUAGGAGACUCCCAAAAGGGCAGACCUCCCCCGACGCCCCCGCCGCCGAGUGCGGCUCUGCCCUUUCUUCCUCGGCCUCCCUCUUUCCGGUUUCCAUCCACGACGACACCUAUGCGCUGAUCCAAACCUACUGCGAGAUGGUGAAAUCAAUGCCCUACACUAAUCUUAGCAAACCUUCAGAGUUGGCAGCGGAGGUCGCCGGCGGCCGCUGCCGAGACCAAGACAGCAAUCUGCUCAUGCUCGCAAUCGAAGAAGUUCAUGAAUGCUAUCGUGAGUGCCGCGAGACGCCGUGCGACCCUAUUCUUCGAAAGCGGUAUCGAGAUAUGUUCUCAACGCAAGUUGAAGAGUAA